GUUGCGGGUUUCGGUUCGUUUAGUCGGGAAUUUGAACAAAAUUUGAAAUUAAUUCAAAUUAUUCUAAUAAAAAAACAAAAAAAUAAAUAAUUAAUCAAAGUUUUUCAUUAAUUUAUAAUGAAAAAUUAAAAAAAUUACGUCUGUGAUAAAAAAAAAAUAUUUUUUUUUUUAAAUUUAAACAUGGAGUUCGGCAAAACAGGAAUUCCCCCGUCAAUUUCGCACAAAUAUCCAACAAAUCGGGAUGUUGCCGUCAGAACAGGUUACAUUUGGCUUGAUGGGCGUCGCCAAGACGAAAACGCCGAAGGAUUAUGGCGCAUCUACGACAACCUGUACGACUUUACAGACUUCAUCAAACGUCAUCCGGGCGGUCCCGAUUGGCUUGCGCUGACUAAAGGUUGCGACAUCACCGAAACCUUCGAAAGUCAUCACAUCUCGUUGGGUCCCGAGCAACUUUUGCCGAAAUAUUUCGUGCGCAAAGCCAAACUUCCGCGCAAUUUCAAACUCACGUUGCACGAAGACGGCUUCUACAAGACUCUAAAACGAAAAGUUCGCGAAAAAUUGCCUUCGUUAGAUCGAAAAAAGGAAGUUGCAUCAAAACGAGUACUCGAUACAUGCCUUGCGGUGACAUUUUUAUUUGCAAUUGCAAGUGCCCGAUUCCACAGCUACCUUUUAGCGAUCGUGGCGGGCGUAUUUCUCAACUAUACCGUCAUCAGUGCGCACAACUUUUUCCAUCAAAAGGACAAUUGGCGCAUGAAAAUGUGGAAUUUGUCGCUUUUUUCGUAUCGCGAAUGGCGAAUUUCGCACGCAAUGUCGCAUCACAUCUACACAAACACCUUGCAUGACCUUGAGAUUUCCUAUUUUGAGCCGUUUUUCAACUGGUUACCAAGUCCGAACAUUAAAUCGACUUUUGGAGCGAUAUUUUCGAGCCUUAUAGCGCCCAUUGUUUACGUUUUUGCAUUUUUCAUGGAGUUCACAAAGAGACUUUAUCUCACCAUGACCACGAAACAGCAACUUUUUCACACUGACGAUGUAGUUGUGCCGCUUUCUCUGCCCUUUGCGAUGCUCGUUUUUGGUUCAAUGACGCCGCAACAAGUUUUUACAAUGUGGAUCUUCAUUUUGGCAGUUGGAAGUUUUGUCUUUGGAUGCAUUGGGCUUAACGCGGCGCAUCAUCAUCCGGAAAUCGUUCAUGAGGGAGACGCCUUGAAUCCGAAGCUCGAUUGGGGCAUUUUUCAGUUAGAUGCCGUCAUGGAUCGCACAGAAAUCCAAGGAAUUUGGUUGACUUUGACGCAUUUCGGGGACCACGCUUUGCAUCAUCUCUUUCCGACAAUCGAUCACAUUCAUUUGCCGGAGUUGCAGCCCUUAUUGCUUGAAACCUGCAAGGAAUUCGAGGCAGUUUGUCGUGAAUGUCGUUGGUGGGAACUCAUAAAGGGACAAUUCCAACAAUUGGGGCGAACAGAAGUGAAUCCUGUGCCAGUUUCGCUGCGAAAAAAUAAUAUUUUUGCAUUAAAGUGAUAAUUUUUGGGGGAGAAAUUAGCUCAAAAGUUAGAUUAGAACGGAUUUUCAUUUAAUUUAAAGGGAAACAAAAUAAAUUUAACUGAAAUUUUUAAGAUUUUUUUUUGAAAAUGAGACGAAAUAAAGUGAUAAAAGUAA
Molecule: messenger RNA, 1650 nt
Organism: Culicoides brevitarsis
Lineage: Eukaryota; Metazoa; Arthropoda; Insecta; Diptera; Ceratopogonidae
Product: cytochrome b5-related protein-like
Exons: 3
Coding region: 181-1512 (443 amino acids)
Biological process (GO): lipid metabolic process
Molecular function (GO): heme binding
Source: RefSeq, a predicted model, not a curated record